Exophiala viscosa is the source of this 1399-nucleotide messenger RNA. Its product is annotated as Choloylglycine hydrolase. Lineage: Eukaryota; Fungi; Ascomycota; Eurotiomycetes; Chaetothyriales; Herpotrichiellaceae. The transcript is spliced from 2 exons. The coding region runs from base 178 to 1239 and encodes 353 amino acids. The record is from RefSeq and is a predicted model, not a curated record.
GGCUAAUAAUGAUAGUGUGAGAGUGAAUACGACAGCACAGGAAAAUCUCAUUGCAUCGCAUGCUCGUGCCUGUUGGAUUGCUGAUAUAAAGGAAGCUCGCCGCGUCUCGUAAAUACUUCGCCUGUGGCGUCAAGGUAAGACUGUCCUUUAGCUUCAGCAACAUAUCUGCCCACCACCAUGUUCGGCCCUCUCGCCCAGGUUUCUUUCGUUUUACCUCUUCUUUUCUCCGAUGUGUUCGCUUGUUCCAGGGUCACCUACAAUAGCGGUUCUUCGGAUGGCAACCGCAUCGUCAUUGGCCGAUCAAUGGAUUGGCUGACACCGACGAACUCGAGCAUUUUCGCUUUCCCUGCUGGUCUUCAGCGCAACGGUUCGGCUGGCAACAAUUCCGCGUCAUGGACAAGCAAGUAUGGAUCAGUCAUCACCACGGCGUACAAUAUUUCAACCUGCGACGGAAUGAAUACCCAAGGAUUGGUCGCAAACCUUCUUUACCUUGCUGAUGGAGACUAUGGUCCACGGAAUACAUCACAACAAGCCAUGUCCCUUGCUAUCUGGCCUCAGUAUUUCCUGGAUCAGUAUGCCACGGUUGCGGAAGCGGCCAACGAUCUCUUCGACGCAAGCGGCGAGCCAAAAUUCCAAGUCCGCACCAUGGCUCUGAUCCCGGGUGUACCAACUCUGAUGCACUUAUCUUUGAGCGACGCCACUGGUGACAACCUCAUCCUUGAGUGGCUGAAUGGAUCAUUAGUCACUCACCACGGAACACAGUACAAGGUGAUGACGAAUGAGCCCGAUUAUGACCAGCAGUUGGCAAUCAACGAGUACUGGUCAACCAUCGCCAACUUUUCUCUCCCGGGUACGGACCGACCGGCAGAUCGUUUUGCACGUCUUGCGCAUUAUGUGGAUGUUGCACCGGGUGCUACAGAGGAGGUGACUGCUUUGGCGACCACAGCUGGAAUGAUUCGCGCUGUGAGCGUACCAAUGGAGCCAAUCAAUAUCGACACCCCAAAUAUUACUCCCACACUUUGGCGAACAUAUGCCGACACAAAGGAGCUCGUAUAUUAUUAUGAGAGUGCAACAGAUGGUAAGAUGUUUUGGGUGGAACUCUCAAAACUGAACUUGACCACGGGCGGCCAGACGAGGGACUUGCCUUUGCUGGGCAUCAACUGGACUGAUAGAGUGGGCGACAUGACCGGUCAAUUUCAGAAGGCCACACCAUUCACGUAUCUGGAGGCCAAUUCAUAGACAUAUUCACUUCUUUAUGUCGGAUAGAUUGAAUGAUAAAGUUUUGGUCCAUAACAUUCCUGGUGAUGCAGGUCCCCUUAGUCCUUCUCUUUGCGCUGUCGGAUAAUCAGAGUGUGGUGACGACCUGGGUGAACCUCUGACGUGAGAAAGUUGAGGUGGC